Molecule: messenger RNA, 4416 nt
Organism: Saccharomyces kudriavzevii IFO 1802
Lineage: Eukaryota; Fungi; Ascomycota; Saccharomycetes; Saccharomycetales; Saccharomycetaceae
Gene: MYO4
Product: myosin 4
Exons: 1
Coding region: 1-4416 (1471 amino acids)
Biological process (GO): actin filament organization; vesicle transport along actin filament
Cellular component (GO): cytoplasm; vesicle; myosin complex
Molecular function (GO): ATP binding; microfilament motor activity; actin filament binding
Source: RefSeq, a predicted model, not a curated record
AUGUCUUUUGAAGUAGGUACUAAGUGUUGGUAUCCCCAUAAAGAACAAGGCUGGAUAGGCGGCGAGGUCACCAAGAAUGAGUUUUUUGAAGGUACGUACCAUUUGGAGUUGGCAUUGGAGGACGGAGAGACUGUGUCCAUUGAUUCAAAUAGCUUGGAGAAUGACAAUCAUAAUCCCGCUUUACCAGCACUACGAAAUCCACCUAUCUUAGAAUCCACUGAUGACCUGACUGCGCUAUCAUAUUUGAACGAGCCUGCGGUGCUGCACGCCAUAAAAAAAAGAUACUUGGACUCACAGAUAUACACAUACUCCGGUAUUGUUCUUAUUGCUGCAAAUCCCUUCGACAAGGUCGACCAUCUGUACUCCCGCGAAAUGAUACAGAGCUAUUUCAGUAAGCGUAAGGAUGAGCUGGAACCGCAUCUUUUUGCCAUUGCAGAGGAGGCCUAUAGGUUCAUGAUUCAUGAAAGGGCUAACCAGACGAUUGUCGUGAGUGGUGAAUCCGGCGCUGGUAAGACUGUAUCUGCUAAAUACAUCAUGAGGUACUUUGCCUCCGUCCAACAGAGCAACAGCCGUGAAGAGGAUAUGGAAAUGUCUCAAAUUGAAAGCCAAAUCUUAGCCACUAACCCGAUAAUGGAAGCCUUUGGAAAUGCCAAAACCACCAGAAAUGACAACUCUUCCCGGUUCGGAAAAUAUUUGCAGAUUUUAUUUGAUGAAAAUACUACUAUCAAGGGUUCCAAGAUUAGAACGUAUCUCCUGGAAAAGUCCAGAUUAGUCUACCAGCCGGAAACAGAAAGAAACUACCAUAUUUUCUACCAAAUUUUAGAAGGUUUACCGGAGCCGUUGAAACAAGAAUUGCAUUUGUCAUCUGCCAAGGACUACCAUUAUACCAAUCAAGGUGGAGAACCGAAUAUAGCCGGCAUAGACGACGCUCAAGAGUAUAAGACAACCACAGACGCGCUAUCAUUGGUGGGCAUAGAUCACGAGACUCAGCUUGGAAUUUUCAAGAUUCUUGCCGGCCUGUUACAUAUUGGUAAUAUUGAAAUGAAAAUGACCAGAAAUGAUGCAUCAUUAUCAUCCGACGAACCAAACCUGCAAAUUGCAUGUGAGUUGCUAGGCAUCGAUGCCUUCAAUUUUGCAAAAUGGAUUGUCAAAAAGCAAAUCACUACAAGAUCUGAAAAAAUUGUCACAAAUUUGAACUAUAACCAAGCAUUGAUUGCCAGAGACUCCGUGGCAAAAUUUAUAUAUUCUAGGCUUUUUGAUUGGUUGGUAGACAACAUUAAUAAAACAUUAUAUGACCCUGGUUUGGACCAACAAGAGCAAAUUUUUUCCUUUAUCGGUAUCCUAGAUAUUUAUGGGUUUGAGCAUUUUGAGAAAAAUUCGUUUGAACAAUUUUGUAUUAACUAUGCCAAUGAAAAACUACAACAGGAAUUUAACCAGCACGUUUUCAAAUUAGAGCAAGAAGAAUACGCCAAGGAAGAAAUCGAAUGGUCUUUCAUUGAAUUCAGCGAUAACCAGCCUUGCAUAGACUUGAUUGAAAAUAAGUUAGGUAUACUUUCCCUGUUAGACGAGGAGAGCAGACUACCAUCUGGAUCAGACGAAUCAUGGACUUCGAAACUAUACUCUGCGUUCAGUAAACCGCCGGCAAAUCAGGUUUUCUCCAAGCCAAGGUUUGGGCAAAGUAAUUUUAUAGUGAGUCAUUAUGCUAUUGAUGUUGCAUAUGAAGUGGAAGGCUUCAUUGAAAAAAAUAGAGACACUGUUUCUAUCGGGCACUUGGACGUUUUCAAAGCAACCACAAACCCAAGUUUCAGACAAAUUUUGGAUAAUAGGGAAUCUAAAGCAGUUGAUGUCUCUCAAGAAGAAGAUAUCAGAAAGAGUACAAUGAUCCCAACAAGAUUGAGUCAAAAGAAGCCAACAUUAGGGUACAUGUUCAAAAAAUCCCUGAGCGAAUUGAUGGCUAUCAUCAAUUCCACCAACGUUCACUACAUUCGUUGCAUGAAACCGAACUCUGAAAAAUUACCCUGGAAGUUCGAUAAUUUGAUGGUCUUAUCUCAGUUGAGAGCAUGUGGUGUAUUGGAAACAAUCAGGAUCUCAUGUGCGGGGUUCCCAUCAAGAUGGGCUUUUGACGAAUUUGUUCUAAGAUACUUUGUCCUGACAAACUAUGAUCAAUGGAGUACGAUUCUUUAUAAUUCGGACCUUCCAAAAGAAACAAUCGUUAACUUCUGCCGGUCUGUUCUAGAUGCUUCUAUCCCUGAUGCCGCCAAAUACCAAAUUGGUAAUACCAAGAUUUUCUUUAAAGCAGGAAUGCUUGCAUACUUGGAAAAUUUGAGAACAAUUAGAAUGAACAAAAUUUGCAUUACAAUACAAAAAAAGAUGAGGGCAAGGUACCAUAGGAACCAGUAUCUGCAAAUAAUAGAAUCAAUAAAAAAAUGCCAGAAUCAAAGCAGGAGCCUAUUAGUCCGUACAAGAGUAGAUCACGAACUAAAGACACGAGCUGCCACCUUACUCCAAUCCAACGUUAGGGGUGUAUGGAAACGUCAAUGUUACAAGGAUAUUAUUAGUCACGUUAUAAAGCUGCAGUGCACCAUCAAAAAAAAAUUAAUCCUCAAUGAUAUUAAUAGACAGUUCACGAGCAUGGCGACAAUAUGCAUUCAAAGGUGUAUCAGAUCAUAUGGACAUAAGACGCAUUACAGAAAGAUGAAGAGGAGCUCUGUAUUCGUGCAGAGCGCCAUUAGAAAGCAGUUGGCCCAACAAAUAUAUAUAGACUUGAAGAGGGAAGCUGAAGAGCGCAAUAGUAAGAUGAAUUGUGGAAUUGGAUUAUUGGAAGAAGCUAUUGAAUUCAAGAACUCGUUUGUCCUAAAUUUAGAGGCACUAAAUGACUCAUACGCAAGAUUGACACAAUUGCUACAGGGUGAUUUGUCUAACGUUCCUUCUAAGGAAAGACAAGAAUACGAAACGUUAGUGAAUGGUUAUAAUGACAAGAUUAUCAAACUGAAAACAUUACAAGGCGAAAUAGCAAGCACUGUGGAUAAAAAAAAUGCCUUAAAGGAGAGGAAAAAGAAUCAAUCCUCUCUUAUUCAAUCGCAUUUGCAAAGUCCGGGUUCUACCAAAAACAACAAACCCUCAAGAUUAAGCGAUGAAAUCAGGUCAAUGAAGCAAGAACUAGCGUUUAUUGAAAAUGUCAUAGCAAAAGAUUUUACCGCGACAUAUUGCACUAGUAAAAACAACAAGAUGAGAGGUUUAGGAAUUAUGGGACAGCAGGGAAGGUCAAAACUAGUCAACGUGAUCCGUAGAGAAUCGGGGAACCCUGAUCUGCUAGAAUUACUAAUGGAUCUAAAUGGAUACACACUGGAAAUUACAGAGGGCUACUUGAAAAAAAUCGACGUCACUGAAGUGGAUGAAAAUGAUGUUCUGGGCCCUGUACAAGUCAUUAGUACGAUUGUAAAUAGGUUAGUGAGAAACGGACUGUUGAUUCAAAGUAGCAGGUUCAUCCCGAAGAUCCUGUUGACUAUCGAAAGCAUUGUGAUGAAUUUGUCAAAAGACCAGAACAUGGUUGGCGGCAUCUUUUGGCUAAGUAAUCUCUCCAGAUUCCCUUCAUUUGUUACAAAUGAGAAGACACUAUAUGAUGGGAGCGGCAAGGACGAAAAAGAUAAGUUAACACUGUUAUAUUUGAGUGACCUGGAGAAUGAAGUCGUCAAAGUGCUUGACAAGAUUUAUUCGAUUUGGUUAGUCAAAUUGAUGAAACACGCCUAUGUGAAUAUGAAUAUAAGCGAAGCGAUGUUAAACGAAGAAACAUUCAAGGACCCGAACGAUGAAAGGUUUGCUAAAAUAUUUGCUUUUUUUGAUGAGUUUGAUGCGGUUAUGUAUAAGCUUCAAGUUGGCGAUUUAAUGCGUACAAAAAUUUACAAUGAUACCUUGAAGUAUUUGAACGUGAUGCUAUUUAACGAUCUAUUAACCAAAUGUCCCACAUUGAACUGGAAAUAUGGGCAUGAAGUAGAUAAGAGUAUAGGGCAGUUGAUAAGAUGGUUUGAACCAAAAAUCGAAGAUGCUCGUUCCAACCUAAUUCAUAUGGUACAAAGCGUUCAAAUCUUACAGUUGAAAAUGAACAGUCUAAACGAGUUCAAGCUACUAUUUGAUUUCUGGUAUGCUUUGAAUCCCGCUCAAAUACAAGCAAUCCUGUUGAAGUACAAGCCCAUUAACAGAAGCAAAGUCGGAGUACCGAACGAAAUCUUGAAUUAUUUAGCCAACUUGGUGAAAAGAGAAAACUCGUUAUUGCCUGGAAAGAUGGAAAUCAUGCUCUCUAUCGAAUUCGAUACUGUCAAAAAACGUCUGCACGAUGACACCGAUGCGAUCCCUCGCAGCUUCAAUGUAGACGAUUUGCCCAUAGUUAACAAAAUUAUAGAAUUAAGUUUAAAAUAG